CCACUCAUGAAUCGCAACUUUACCCUUUCUUUACAUGGUUUUGUAUAAUGUAGUAUUGCCAUACGUGUUUCAUGGUAUAGAAGCUCGGUUUCUCGUGGCUAUGCGUCGUAUUUGAAAAAGAAAAAGUACUGGUCCCUACAUAAUAACCACAGCAGAAUGGAGGGACGUGAUCUGUCCAGAGAGCCCUGUCCUGAUAGGAUAGUCGAAGAUAUGGGUGGUGCCUUUGGAAUGGGAAGCAUUGGCGGCUUUCUCUGGAAUUUUGGCAAAGGCCUGUACAAUGCUCCGAGGGGAGUUAUGUUUCAAAACGCUUUAUAUGCGGCUAGCUCAAGGGCUCCCGUUCUUGGCGGUAACUUUGCUGUUUGGGGUGGUACAUUCUCCUCCUUUGACUGCACCUUUCAAGCUAUACGUAAAAAGGAGGACCAUUGGAACGCAAUUGCAAGUGGAUUCGCUACAGGCGGUGUCUUGGCCAUGAGAGGAGGUUUGAGACAUGCCUCCAGGAACGCCCUCAUUGGUGGUUUAUUGUUGAGUAUCAUAGAGGCUGUUUCCGUCAUUAUCGGAACUCGUUUUGGUGACACACCUAGGCAUCAAUUUCAGAAGCAGCUCCAGGAUCAGAAAGCAUUAAAGAACACGAAUGAUAAUAAUGCAAUGCCAAUAAACACUAAUCCGACAUAAUGUUUUAUUGUGUAUAUAAACUUUACUAGAUUACCAAGAUGGGCGGUUGCUUAUGAUUGCAAUUUCAUGGAUCAUAUAGGGGUAUUCUAGAGUCUCAACGUUGAUGUUUGGAUGCCUCGAGAUUGCCAUGGAAUACACGAC
This is a messenger RNA of Theileria equi strain WA, 813 nucleotides long. RefSeq names its product mitochondrial import inner membrane translocase subunit tim17, putative. The transcript has 3 exons. Gene Ontology annotation, molecular function: transmembrane protein transporter activity. NCBI's taxonomy places the organism in Eukaryota, Apicomplexa, Aconoidasida, Piroplasmida, Theileriidae. Gene Ontology annotation, cellular component: mitochondrial inner membrane; TIM23 mitochondrial import inner membrane translocase complex. Gene Ontology annotation, biological process: protein import into mitochondrial matrix. Bases 157 to 672 code for a protein of 171 amino acids. The record is from RefSeq and is a predicted model, not a curated record.